ACCUGAUGGAUCCACGAAAGGCAGGAUUAUGCAAAUGAGGUCCCGGUUCCGAGUGGACUGACGGCUGCGGGAACCUCACCCUGCCGUGACGUCAUCGAGUGCCCCGUCGUCCGAUGGUAUCGGUCCGGGGAUAUAUUACGUAAUUACUUCAUUGGGAGCGAAGUGAUCCGAGUGAUAAGAGCCCCCUAGUGUUGAUGUCCUUGUGAAGAUAAGGGUAUCGCACCUGAGGACAACACAGGUAGCAGGUGUAAGACGGUAACUACCACACACCAACCCAGCCACAACUGCAGAAUUACAGAAUAUUUUUUUAAAAUUAUAAAUACAGGUUUACACAAAGACAGUAGAUAACAUCGUCUAAAGAAUUUAACACAAUGGACCACCACCGCCGCCAUUUCUCCAGAACUUCGUCUCUGAUACCUCUAAUGGUAUUUAUCUUGGAUUAUGUAGCUGUUGACGUCAUCGCCAGCACGACCUGGGAACACCUGUCAUUGCGCUAUGGAACGUGGUACAGACCGCCUAAGACUCCAGCAGAAGCCGUUGCUAUGAGUUACAAGCGGGUGAACGAUAUCUGCUCUAUGGAUACCUACCAUGGAUUCCUGUACGUCCACCCACAUAACGAUAAGUCCCGGCUAAUCUUUGAUUACAACGAUAAUCUAGCUGGUAUACAGGCUGUGAUCCCCGGCAACAUGUUUGGGUUCAACACCAACAACGAGUCGGUCAAGUUCCCAACCAACGAGGUCAUGCCACCCAUUCUCCUCAGCCUGGAGCAAUACAGCCCGGGUGUUCAGAUGUACACCAUCACAGCAUAUUUUAAGCACCCCAGCCUCGUAUGUGGGCCAUACACGCCCCACGCCCACUCUGGAAAGGGCUUGUAUAUCCAGAUGGGCUACAGGGUAGAGAGACAGUUCGAGAAGAUUCCACUUGAAGCCCGCCAUUUAUCAGACGAAUGGAAAACUGGCACCUGUUUGCCUAGCAUGGGCCGCCACUACUUCAAGAACCUGUCCAGAAACCUCCAGUGUGAGCGCCUCUACCCCGUGUUCCUGAUGUACAACGACGAGGGCCAGCUCGGCGGCUUCGGCUGGCUGUUCCAGGGGGUGCCGCCCUCGGAGUCGCCUCGCUCCCCCGUCAAGUGGUUCAAGCACUCGGUACAGUUCUACCCGGCUAUCUUUGACCAGACCAUGCUGCCGCCCUGCAUGUUCAACCCAGAGUUCCACGUCUUUGGCAUCCGCAUCUACCUCCGCAACGAGCACACCAUGACCUGCCCACGCCAUCACGUGCCUGGUGAUAGUGACGACUACGGCGACAACUUAAGCGAAGACACGGACGAAAGUACCAAAACCCAAGAAGUGACCUUUCGCCCGCUGUUUAACCGGGAGCCGAGCCCCAGUUUAAACAGCACCGUGGGCCCUCGUGGGGCCCCUAAAUACAUGAACCCAAAAAACAACAUAAUUGUCGAUGACGUGACGCGAGGGAAAAACAACCGUGCCUCAAUGAACAAUGUUUCUCUGACGUUAAUGUGUGCUUUAUUUUUCUUCUCCAUAACUAAUUUUCUGUCCGCCAGUUCUUUGAUCCACUUGAAACACAGUCUACGGCACAGUAGAAGGUAGCAGCGGAUUCUGGUGGAUUAUUUCUGUUGACAUUUUGUGCCAUUUUGAUUUGAUUCUAGUCAUUGUUGAUUGCUCUAAAGACCGUAAUGUACCAUUAAACUUUUUUCGGUUACUUUGUUCUGUCUGUGAUUUGUAACUGUAACUCUGUAACAAUAUUUUCCUUUCACCAAGUUAGUCUUGUAUUUGACCAUGCCUGGGUAUGUGAUAUGUAACACAAAGAAGUCUCAGAUCCUUCGCUACAUUUAGUCUACAGCAGGCCUAGUAAAGAAACUGUUUAAAUUCCUUAUAAUUAAUAUAAUGUAUCAAAACUAAAAGAAAUAUUUUAAAUAUCUGCUUACCUCUAAAGUUGAUUUCUAAUAUAAUCUACUGCGUUAUAUAAAUUAUACUAAUUUAUUAAUUAAAUUUAGUGUUCUUGAAUAUUAAUUAGUAUCACUUUCAGUUAUAUACUUAAAAUUUAUGAACAAAUGCAAACACUAGUUAACUAAAAUUUAUGUUUUUUAAUAUAAAAAAUACAUGGUUAAAAUGUUCUACUGCUUAAUUGAACAGUUCUUAAUACAUUUUUUUUAAAACAUUUGUGUCGACUUGUGUUGAAAUGAAAAUGCCCUCACUGAUAAUGUUCUGCCUUACCAGAGUUCUAAUUUCCUUUUUUUUUUAUCAUUUGUUUUCAGAAACUAUUAUACUCACUGUUAACGUACCAAAGCUUAAUUUUAAAUGUUAAAAACACAAAAUUUUAUUUAAAAUUAG
Molecule: messenger RNA, 2351 nt
Organism: Physella acuta
Lineage: Eukaryota; Metazoa; Mollusca; Gastropoda; Physidae
Source: RefSeq, a predicted model, not a curated record